Messenger RNA from Silurus meridionalis, 1204 nucleotides. RefSeq lists its product as uncharacterized. The coding region runs from base 107 to 1126 and encodes 339 amino acids. The transcript has 4 exons. NCBI's taxonomy places the organism in Eukaryota, Metazoa, Chordata, Actinopteri, Siluriformes, Siluridae. The record is from RefSeq and is a predicted model, not a curated record.
CUCAGCUGAUGGUGGAGAGCCAGAAGAGAAAUAACAGCAAACCAAUAAACCUCGUAACAUUUCGUACUUUAUUCUUACCUUUAGGAACUCCUGUGCAAAGGUAAAGAUGACCCAGCCUUCUUCAUCUGCAAUUGUGCUGAGGAACACAGCUGAGGCUGUUAUUGGUCCAUUGAAGGAUGGAAUCUCCUCCCUGAAUGGAGUCUACGAGGCCCUGAUUACUGCAGAUAAAGAUCCUGUUACUGGCCAAUGCUCCAACUACAUCUCUAUCAGACAGCAGAUAGUUCAGGCUCAUCAGCACCUGAAGCAGUCAGAACAGAUGGCUGGUUCAGGGUUGAAGAGUCUGGAUAAAAGCUUAGAGGGUCUUAUACAAGAUGAGGGAAAACUUAAUCGUGAGAUGAAUGAUAAAAUACAAACCUUAGACAACUUGAGAACAGAGCAGGAAUCUAAUAACCAACUACUCAGAGAAUUUCAGGGAACUCUCGAGGUGGCCAGGGGAAAUCUGAACUCAACAGAAAAGACGCUUCAGGAUCAGGAAAACAGGAAACACGAUGCUGAAAUCAUCACAGGUGUUGGAGCAGGGCUGUUUGCUAUACCAGUGAUUGGAUGGAUUGCAGGUUCUGCCAUGUUAAUUGGUGGUGCAGUUGAAUUGGAUCAAGCAACACAUGCUGUCAACGUGACUAAAGAGGAAGUGAAAAAGUCUGAAAGAGAAGUGGAAAAAUACAAUCAUAAAGUUUCUGACUACGAGUACAAGAUUUUCCAGACCAACUGUGACAUCAGUCAGAAAGAUGAAAAGCUGAAGCAGACCCGUGAAGAAAUCCAGAAGGUGAAGAAGCUGGUCGAGUCUGUAGCUGAGUUCCAGAAUAAAGUAAGAAGUGUCGUCCACCUCCUGAGUGUUCUGAGUGGGAAGGCCAGUGUAGCUGAACACCAGACUCGCAGAUUCAUCCUCAAGGAGCCUGUGGUGAAGGUGAUGGAAGAUGUGAUGAAGGCAGUAAAUGAGAUCACAGGGAAUGAGCUUCUCUACAAUGAAGACAUUCCAAGACUCAUUGACCAAAUGAAGGAGAACAACCAACGUCUCACAGCCAUCUGUGCCUCUCAGAAUAGCUCAGAAAAUGCUAUGUUAUUUUGAACAGACACAAAUGAUGUUUGGUUCUGUGCUUCAUCAGUUCAUAUAUUCCUGUACAACUUUGCAAGAUGGUGUGUCAGA